Alligator sinensis (Chinese alligator) is the source of this 4676-nucleotide messenger RNA. RefSeq names its product putative N-acetyltransferase 8B. The record is from RefSeq and is a predicted model, not a curated record. Gene Ontology annotation, molecular function: N-acetyltransferase activity. NCBI's taxonomy places the organism in Eukaryota, Metazoa, Chordata, Crocodylia, Alligatoridae. The transcript has 2 exons. The coding region runs from base 691 to 1362 and encodes 223 amino acids.
CCAGCUGCAGGAACAGGUUGAACAGGAACCUGUCCCAGCUAGUUCAGACAUGCCUGGAGCAAGGGCUGGGCCGGCUGUGACCUGGGGAUACCCAGCCCAUCCGGGGGUCCCCAGGGCAUGCAGCUGCUGUCCCUGAUGUGGCAAGGCUCCCACCAGCACCCGGCUGUCUGCUCCACUAGCUGCUCUGGGCACAAGCCAUGAAGGAUGCCUGAGUUGAGAGCAUUUCCCCGAGUGCCUGCUGUCCCCCCCGUCCCUGGGGCCUGGAUAGCGCCUCACCGCCCUGCUUCUCCCUGAGCAAGGAACAGAAACGCUGAACGUGUCGCCUCUCCAGCAGCACCAGCUUCUUGGUAUUUCUGCAUCAGUAUUUUACCUUCUGCAGCCAGGAACGACUGGAAGCGCUUUGUGCCUGUAGCGGGCUGGCUGGCGAAGGCUGGCAGCAGGCUGCACACGCCAGGCGGAGGAGUGUGCAGGCUUGCGGGGACCACAGCCGGACAAGCCGAACCGCAGGGCUGCCGGGAGGCCUGGGCCAGCGGCUGCAGAUAACCGGUCGGCCGCAGGAGGUGAAAGGCUCCUAGGGAAGGGAGCUGGAGGAGACUGAGGCAGAAGAGAGCAGAAAGAGGAAGGAGGUAGCUGAAGGACGCUGCCCUUGAAGGUGUUUAAGACCCAGGCCCACAGGGAUGUGAGGCCGUAAUGGCCCAGUGCCGCAUCCGGCCCUACGAGGACGGGGACUAUGAAGCCGUGCGCACCAUCUUUGCUGAUGGGAUCCAUGAGAUCGCCCCGGCCAUGUGCUCCAAGCUGCUGAAGUCCCUGAAAACCCACCUCUUCCUCCUGGGGCUGUUCCUCGUGGGACUCGCCGCCUCCGGGUCCAUCCUCCUCGCCCUGCUGCCCGUCGCGGUCAUCCUGGUCGUGGCCUGGAGGUCGAUGAAGUCCAUAGUCACUGACUACGUGCAGCUGGCUCUGCGCACCGACCUGCAGGACAUCCGUAGCACCUACCUGGGGGCCACCAACACCUGCCUGUGGGUGGCUGAGGCCGGCGGGGCCGUGGUGGGGCUGGUGGCCGCCGUCCAGCUGCAAGACCCGGCGGAGAGGGGCACUGCGCUGGAGCUGAAGCGCCUGUCGGUGCGGCAGGCGUACCGGGGCAGGGGCAUCGCCCGGGCACUGUCCAGGACUGUGCUGCAGUUCGCCCAGGAGCACGGGUACCGGGCGGUCGUGCUGGAGACCUCCAUGGUGCAGCACGCAGCCCAGCAGCUGUACGAGCGCCUGGGCUUUCGGCUGGUGGUGACCGAGAGCCCCUCGCUCCUCGCCCGCCUGCUCCAGUUCUACAUCCUCCACUACCGCCUCGACAUCCCCGCGGCACCCUGACACCUCCUGCAGAGCCACGGGGGCUGCAAGGUCUCCACCGACCCCAUCCAGCUCCCCCGAGUUUGACCUUCAGUCUCCCGAACGCCAGCCGGGGAGCCCCCCUCGCCCAGGGUCCCGUCCCCCCACCAGCAGGAGUCGAUGUUAUCCCAACCCGGCAGUCCUAGAGCAUUGCUUCUCACCCAGGUGCCAAGAGAUCCUUUCAAGGGGAUGCAUGAUACAGGCCCGUCACGUCUGCAUGCGAAUCGCGAGAAACCAGUCAAAAUCCACAGGGUCACAACCCCCUGCACCGCUGGGACUGGCAGUUCAUUGCCGUGAGGAAUCGCUGUAUUUCUCGGGGGUCAAGAAGCGUGACUCCUCAGAGCCGGCAUUUCCUGGGGGUCCCUGAGCCGAGCAAGGGGUCCGUGGCUCCGCGGCAGUCCCUCCUGGGUGCUCAGCACGUCGGAGACGUCCUUGCCUGCUCUGCUGCGCGGCUUUACCUGGAUCACAGAUAACCCCGUGGGUUGGCUACGGGCAACAGGCAGCAGCAGAUCCACAGCCCGGCCUUUUACUUGCUCACAGCUUAAGGCAGGAAAACAAACACUUCUCCCAGUGCAACAACUGUCCUCCGCCGGGGACGUGGGUCUGCUUGAACUGGCUCUUUCCAAAUACACUUGUCUCCACAGUGACAGGCACCUGAUGCUAAUGGUCUGAUGGCUCAUCUUGGCUUAAAUUUCCUUUCGGGCCUGGAACGAACCUGGCUUCUUGGGGCUGUGAAAGGUGUCGGGUUGUCAGGGUUUUCGGACAUCCAAAAAGAAGGAUCCCUUAUUGCCUUCCCUCACCAUGAUGAGGCUCUGCUUGUCCUCAACCUGCAAACUGAUGGUAUCCAUAAACAGGUGCGGCUUAGCGUUUUUAUGAACAAAAAGCUGGAGAUCGAUGGUAGCAAAGCAGCAAGUAGCUCAGCUCUCGCACUGGCAUCGCGGCCACGUGAAGCUGCAGCGACGAUAGUGCACUCGGAGCAGGUAAUGCCGGGUCCCCUCUUAGAGCGUCUCUUAUCAGGCCAGGGUGGGCUGACGAGCGUCUCGUGGCUGGUUUGAGAUGGUGUGCCGGGGGCUUCCUGUCGUACGCUGCCCGUGCAGCCGUCACAGCUGAUCGGGGUCAUGCUACCAUCAGUCAGGUGCAGGCUUUGGGGGCCUCCCCUUCCCCGUCCUGCAGCCUGGCCUGGGCACCUUGCAAACGGCCAAGAUUAUCAACGAGCUUCCCGGAAACCCAUCCCACGUGGCUCUGCCUGGCCCCUGAGUGAGGGGGCAAGACCCUCCAGCCGGGACCCUGCAGGGUCGGUGCCAGCAGGAGCAUUGGCACAGCCCGGCCCAUCCCCAGCCUGGCUGCAGCAGCACCAGCGCCCUAAACCCCCUGGCACGUGGAGCAGAAAGGGGAGAAGGGGGCAACCAGCACAGCCCAGAGCCUGGGUCCUCCCCACAGCAGAGCACGGGCAUCACUGCACCUGGAUCACCCCCCACCGCAGUGCCCGUCCAGCCGCUCCCUGACACCUCCAGUGAUGGAGACUACCCCCUUCCCGGGCGUCUCUCCCAGCCUCGCUGCUCAGACAGGGAUGAAGCAUUUCCCAAUUUCCAACCUAAACCUGCUUGGCUGCAGCUUCAAGCCCCAGAGCCGCAUCCUGCUCUUGGCAGCCCGAGAAAGGCAGUUCUCCCUCUCUCCUUUCCGGCCGCUCUUCAGGGACUCAAGGGACCCGCGGCGCCCGCCAGAGCAGGGCCGGCUGGCUGGGAGCAGAGGUGGGAGGCAUCUUUGUACUGUCCCUUCCCACCCCAGCACUGACCUUUGCAGGGGAGAGAGAAACAGCCUGGCUUCCCUAGACACGCCAGCACACACAUGCAUGCACACACACGCACAUUCAUGCAUGCACAUGCAUGUGCACAGCCCGGAUUCUUCACCCCAGGCAAAGGCAGCAGCGAGGGCUGCCCCUGCCCUGCACGGGAAGCCUCUGGUUUGACAAAUCAGAGCCCGGGGGCCUCCUGCCCCACCAGGCCCAGCCAGACCCCGGGGCCCACCACGUGGCAGGGACAAGGGGCAGCUUGUUGGGCCCGUGUUGACCCGUGUGAGGCGCAGGGGGGCUGUGCACACAGGCCGGCUGUUUGCCGUCCUGCCUGGCAUGGGGCUGGCGUGUUUAUGUUGGAGCCCAGCUGGGCCCCGCGCCACCCUCCCCAGCCGCUUCCCCAUGCUCAGGUGCUUCUGGCUUGGGCUGGAUCCAUCUCCUGCGCCCGGCGGGCACAGGGGAGGGGGUAGUGCAUAUACAUGUGCACACACACUCAUGCACAUAUGCACAAGACCUCUGCGCCCCCCAAGCCUGGCAGUGCCCCUCACUCCCGACCCGCAGCCCGCUGCCCACCAUAACCUGCAGCCCCAACCGCCCACCCUUGUCUCCACCACCCCAUUCAACACCCUGCCCUCCCUCCGACCACCCAGCCUCCCGCUCCGCAGCACCUGGCAGAGUCAAGUUCACCAGCAGACUCCAACCAGGGACCUGCAACCCCCCCCAACCUUCCCCUCCAUGGGCUAGUACAAAGCCCAGUCCCGGUGAGAGUCUGGGCCAGGACCCGAGUCCUCCCCGAGUCGCACAGCAAGACCCCAAAGGCUCUGACCCCCUCCGCGGCUCCCAGCCCGACACGCUGCCGUGGGAUGGGCAGAGCAUGGAAAACCUACAGCCUUAAACCCUGCUACCUCCACUGCAUGCGUGUGCACACGCAUGUGUGGGUGUGUGCAUGCUUCUCUCACCCCAGGAAAGACUCCCUCCCCACCCCCACCAAGUGGCUGCUCCCUAGCUCUGCGGCCCCCACCAGACUGGCUGCGCCACUGAAGGGCCUCCAGCUCCAGCCUGUCACUGCGAGGGACACAAGACAGGGAGCAAAACCCAGGUGUCCUGCGCCCCCACGGCCCAUGGGGAGCCACGCUGAGGUACGAGCAGCAGCAGUAGGUUCUUACCCAAGGGCAAUGGCUGCACACAGGAGCAGGCGCUGGCCCCAUGAGAUCACAGCUUUAUUAUCCAAUCCUUACAGUCCUUAAAAACCCAUCAGCUGCCACGGCCCCUGGUCCCAAACGGCUCCAGCCGGGCACCUGGCAAUGGAGCAGCUGCCAGCCACAUCCAGAGGACAGGGCUGGCUUGAGUGGAGCAGCAGAGCCCAGGGCCAUGGCAUGACCCAGAUGGGCCCAGGUGGGACCCGACAGCCUCCGGCCCCAGCGGGAUGCAGGCAGAGCAGGGGAGAACAGCUCAGUGUCCACAUGCCGCACGGAGCAUUGCACAUGGCCCUGUAGUGUGCACA